CACAACAAGGAUGUUGCUGCUGCACACGCAGGUCCUCCAGUCCGAGCCGCUUUGAGCCGCGUUGUUUCCGAGCCCCCCGUCCCUCUGGUUUUGUCGCGAUGAAAUCCACGUCGGCGUUGGUGACUGUCAUCCUGCUGGCGCUCGUGAGCAGAGCGAGAAACGAAGACGACGCACAUCCCUGCGCCACGGUCCAGGCGUCCGGGUCUGUGGUCCCUUUGGGGUCGCCCGUCACAGCCACCUGCGUCGUCAGGGGCGACUGCCCUCUGGUCACCGGACAGGCCGUUCGCAUAGAGUGGCGCCUGGGCGACCGCGUCCUCCCCGCCGGCCCCGGGGCCCCCGAGAGCGGCCUGGUCUCGCAGGUCGCCAUACCGAGCUUCAAUCACACGAGGGAGUUCCUCACCUGCUGUGUCCAGGCCUCGCCGGUUCAAGUGGUGGCAGGAUUGGAGAUCAGAGCCGGAUAUCCGCCAGAAGCCCCACGAAACCUCAGCUGUCAGACGAACCUCACCACCCCGAUCACGCUGACCUGUAGCUGGGACCCCGGGCAGCAGGAGACCCACCUGCACACAAAGUACACCCUCCACACGCAGAUAUGCGACUCAAACGAGAACGACACCUACGAGCCGCUCCCAGGGGUCCACCGCUACAGCAUCCCUCGCUCUGGAUUCGUCCUCUUCUCAAACAUCCACAUAUACGUGAAGGCAGUGAAUGAACUCGGAGAAGCGACGUCGGAGGCUGUGGAUUUGGAGCCUGUCAGUGCAGCUAAGUUUGACCCACCGACGAUCGUGAGGAUUCAAGCGGUGCCCAGAAAGUACGGCUGCCUGAAGCUGAGCUGGAACUUAUCUCAGCAGCUGGCCUGGACGGCCAGCCUGCGCCUGGACCUGGAGGUCCGUCUCACCCCAGCUGACGGCGGCCAAUGGGGCGAACAACCCAUCCUGCGGAGCGGGGUUAGAACAAGCAGACCCGUGGACCUGUGCCGUCUCCUCCACGGGACGCGGUACCUCGCCCAGAUCAGAGUCCGAUACCAGCGGGGCCCCUGGAGUGAAUGGAGCCGCAGCCGGUCGGGAGUCACCUUGGAGAACGCUCCCGCCGGACGCCUGGACUGCUGGCUGAAGGCGUCACGAGAUCGCGCGGACAAAGCGCUCGACGUGCUCUUGUUUUGGAAGCCGUCGAAACAAUUCCGCGCCAACGGCCAAAAUGUGUCGUACACCGUCGUGGGGAAGAGGAAUGGGAAAGUGUGCUCUACGACGAGACAUUAUUGUGCUUUUCGGGUUUCCAGCAGAGUAAAGAAAGUGUACCUGAGUGCUGUUAAUGCAGUGGGGAAAUCCUCCCCCACAGAAGUGUGGAUUUACCCACCUGGAACUCGCGAAGCGGUAUCAAACGUCACAGUCGUCCCUCGGGAUGACAGAUCCCUCCUGGUCCAGUGGAAAAGCCAGCGGUCUUCCAAUCUCACUGGUUUCGUGGUGGAAUGGAGACCUUUGCUGCAAACAGACCCCUCUUCGACCCAAUUUGAAUUGACUGACCAAAACCAGACACAGCUUUUUAUAGCAGGCAGCUUGGAGCCCUACAAGCCCUACGGGAUCUCCGUGUAUCCCAGGUUUAAGGACGGGAUAGGCCCUCCUCAGACCGUUGAUGCCUACUCGAGAGAAAAGGCGCCAUCCAUGGUUCCAAAACUACAAAUUACAAAGAUCUGGAAGUCGCAUGUGGAGCUCGCCUGGGACGAAAUACCAUUAGAGCAAAGGAACGGAUUCAUCCAGAACUACACAGUCUUCUACUGUGAUCCAAAGGGACACUUUCAGGUGGCGAAUGCUGACCCCAAAGAAAGGCGAGUGGUCCUGAGAGGCCUCAACAGCGAGUCUCUGUACGAGGCUUUCCUGAUGGUUAGCACGCUCGGCGGGAGCCUCAACGGGUCCACGGUUCAUUUCAAAGUGGAGUCCUUUGAUGCGGCUGCUGUUGUGGAAAUUGUAACCGUGGCCGUCGUUGGACUGUUGCUGGCGGGUAUCGGCGUAGUCACGACUUGUUUCUCCGACAAUAAAAGCCUGAACGGGCGUUUUUGGCCAGCUGUUCCAGAUCCGGCCAACAGCAGCAUCACAAGAUGGACAUCGCAAUCAACACAGGAUUCCAAUCUUGCCUUGGACAAAGAGGAGCCCAAUCCUAUGUACCUGUCCCACCUGAGCUUCCUGGACAUCCCCGUGAAACCCAGCAAAGGGGACGAUGACCCGUGGUCGAGCACUGCAGGGGACACCAGCGACCUGGGAGAGUCCAUUUGUGGCUCGCCGCUCCUCCCUGACUACUCCGGCUCCAACAGCGACUCCGUUCCGUACGCCACCGUGGUGUUCUCUGCUCCGUGCAGCGACCCCGUCCCCGACGACCCUCAGGUGUACUUGCGCUCCGAGUCCACACAGCCCCUCCUGGAGACCGAGGAGUCCUCCAGUCCAAAGUGCUGCCAUAACAUGGGGACUGUCAAGAUGCCGGAUGAGCAGUGCUUCUUUGGGCCUUCCCACGAUUGUGUGCCUGAAACAGGGGAAGGCGGAGGGACUCUGUGGGAUGACUUUCCUUUUCUUCGAGCAUUAGCCUUGAAUGAUACUGAAAAUGACUAAAUGUACCUUGCUGAUUAUAAGCUGCUUUGCAAGAUGUUCGUCCGAGUUUGCAAUGAGCCGACAAGUUGAUUCAGCAGAGCACAUGCAUGGAAGAUUAAAUGCUAAAAUCACUUUUAUAUUUAAUGAUUAUGCUGUCCACACUUUAUUCAUAACACACUUUGUAGAUACACCACCUCUUUAUCAAAUAAACGUUUUUUCUGAAGAAACA
Messenger RNA from Pungitius pungitius (ninespine stickleback), 2805 nucleotides. It is a transcript of the gene csf3r, whose product is annotated as colony stimulating factor 3 receptor. Gene Ontology annotation, molecular function: cytokine receptor activity; cytokine binding. Lineage: Eukaryota; Metazoa; Chordata; Actinopteri; Perciformes; Gasterosteidae. Gene Ontology annotation, biological process: cytokine-mediated signaling pathway. Bases 99 to 2597 code for a protein of 832 amino acids. The record is from RefSeq and is a predicted model, not a curated record. Gene Ontology annotation, cellular component: signaling receptor complex; external side of plasma membrane. The transcript is spliced from 16 exons.